AUGGACUCAAAUGAAAUACUUUCUACAUAUAUUAAGAAAUUGAGUCACCCAUUGCGAGAAAUUCGUGAACGUUCUUUACAACUGCUUUGUGCUAAAAUGCAGUUAGGUUGGACUGUAAAUGAUGAUUUACGUAGUAAUAGUGAACUCUUAGAAGCUCUUCUUGCUUGGUUUGAUAUUCAACAUCCUUCAAUGCAGCGGGAAGCCUUAGAAUUAUUACUUAGAUUUAUAAAGACAAAAGGUGGUAAUUAUGCUGUAAGAGAAUAUAACAUACAUCAAAUGCUAGAAGUUUUAUUUAAAAUAAGGCCUAAAGUUGAUGAAAACACUAUAGAAUUGUUUGAAGAAAUUGUAGAUACCCUUAAGUUUCUUAAUACUAUAGAAUCUUCUGAUAAUAUGAAAGUACCAAGACUUAAUAUUCCUUCUACUUCUAGUGUAAACUCGAAUUCUGAAAGUGGAGGUUUUACUAAUGAAGAACUUUGUAACUCAAACAGAAAUUUGACAUCAGAACCAGGUUCUGUUCUACUUGAAUAUAAUAGUAACCACAAUAUUCAAACAAAUGGCAUAAAUGUGCUUCUCUUUCCAUGGGUUGUAUUAAGUCCAUCUGACUUUAAAACAAUUGUCCUUAUUGAGGAUUCCCUGAAGCUUGUUAAGUCUACCCGGCGUUGCUGUAGAUUUAUUAGAGAUGUAUUUCUUAGCGAUUUUCCUGCUGAAAUAUUUUUAAAUAGACCAUCUAUUAUUAAGGCCUUACUAGCUAUAUCUGAUGGGCAAUUGGGCAGUUCUCCCAGUGAAGCAUUGCAUGUACUAUUGUGUAUAACAAAAUCACUCCAUAAACGGCUAAAACAGCUGUUAUCUGCAGAACUUAUUUGUGAACAUAGUAAGGUACCGUUUGACAACAGGGAUUCCUAUGAUAAUGUGAAUGUGGAAUUGGAACAAAUAGUGGGUAGAAUCAUAACACCAAAUGAGGAUAAAUUAGCAGCAUUGCGGCAGUUGCCUGCACCAAUAUUUGCAUUAGAUACAGCACACACUGUUCUCUGUAUUAUGGCUAAGAGUGUACAGAUUGAAACUACAGAUAAAGAAAUUUUGACUAUGAAGGAGCUAAGUCUAUGCAUUUGUUUAGUGGAAGAACUGACUAAGUUUCUCUUGGACCUUGUGGAUGAGAGUUUUUGGGUCACGGAUCACUCAUCAAAGGUUCAAAGGGAUAUAGCCCAUAAAAGUUGCAUGACGAUGCGGAUGUUGGGUGACCUUUUAAUGAAGUAUCACAAUUUGUACCAGUCAGACCAAGAGAGAUUACAGCAUAGAGUAGCCUGGUUUAGACUUUUAUCAUGUGCAGCUGAAUUGCUAUAUUGGGCAAGGAAAUCCCCUCUUCCGCCAACUUCCUUGUCUACAGCUUUGCAAAUGGGUCUUUUGGACCCGGGAAUCGAUAUUUUUUAUCCAGAGCUUAAUAAGCGAAUGUCUGCUGUUUUACAUUGUGCACAAUCAGCGGUAGACCAAGAAUUUAAAAGCAGAUACCGAGAACUGAAGAAAAUAUUCACAAGCAUGGAUCAUGCGGUGGAGUUCAUGAAGAAACCUGGAAACAACCAAAAUAUACUAUCAAUAAUUAAAAAUUCCAUACCAGUGCUUCAUAUAUAUAGAAAUGAGAGAUUUUUGACUGAUAUAUCCGAAGUUUUAAUAGCGAAGAAGUUAGAUGCAAAUGAUUGGUCAUUAGCCAGAGAUAUAGCGUUAUCGCUUAUGGCUCACAGCAUCCCUUGGGUUCAAGGGGUGUUCUAUAAAAUAUUGGUGGAUAUGGUUAAAGAAGUGUUUAAGUCGGAAAAUGAAAUAAGUUUGAAUUUGUUGUGUGAUGUUGGUGUUCUAACUGAGAUAUGCUGCCAUGGUUUAUCGUGUAGUAAUGAAGAGGUUCAGGAAAGUGCUUCCGAAGUAAUGUUAUACCUACUUCGCGGGAGACUAGUUCUGAGUGAGAAAUGUUGGUGGAGGCUUCUCGCCAGUUUGUUGCCCGUUCUGCCUCUCUUACACGUCUAUGCAGCUCACGAAACGCAACUUGGAAAGGCGAUUUGCAAAUCCCUCGAAGCGGACAUAGUGGAGUGUAUGGGAGUGUCGAAAGCCGAAAUGGUUUGGGGUCUGGUCCGGCUCUUGUUCGUCAAAUGUCCAGCUGUGCAAAUGUAUGCGGCGCAUUCUCUGUGUGGCGUUUUAGAUGACGACAAAUAUCUACCUCCGAAAGAGACACUCCGGACGGACAUCCUUAUAAAUGCCUUGCGGCGGGUGGAGGUCCAGGAUUUUAAUGUCGAUCAAAUGAGUUCACCCGAUAGAAAGGUGUCGACCACAGGCCUAAUACAAGUUCUGGAAGUACUAAAACAGGACUUAGUUGUGGACGGCUCGGAGUAUAUGCCGGCAGGCACUUCUCAGACAUUGGAACCGUCUCUCCGUCGAAGUACUUUGCAGCAGCUGGCCGUGAUGAUGAGGCAGCAGGGUCUUCACGAUGCCUUUGUACGAUAUGAUGGGGUCAAAAUUAUUGAUGCGUUGCUUAGAAUGUCCCUAACAGUGGAUGACUACUUAGCGUUCCCUGAGUGCGCUUUGAGUUGUGUCUCAGUCAUAAAUAGCAUUUGUUUUGCCGCCCGACAUGAGCUAUCGAAAAUGGCUGAAUUACCCUUAUUCCUGCUUAGAGCUGUACUGGUAUUCCCCGCCAAUGAAAGCCACGUAACAAUGUCCGCCCAGGUACUAGGGUUGCUGGCUUGGGCCGGGUUCAUUUUACAAGAGCUGGACGACUCCAGGCAAAUAGUGCCAGCCCUGCCCUCGAGUGUGACUCAGCGGGUCAAUUUACCAUUUACUGUCAACACGUAUUGGAUAACCAGCCCUAAUGCCGAACAUGGAUCUGUGGACUGGCUUCUCAAUGAAACGGAAUGGCGUACAGCUAUCCGUAUAAGAUGGUAUUGGGUCCUAAAUGGGGGCAAAAAAGUACGCGGUUCUCCACAUUUGCUUCAAUCUAACAAGGGUCUCAACGAUCACGAUUUGGAACUACUUAGGUCCGCAUGUGUGGACUACUCCUGUACGAAAGGACUGUUGAAUUUGGAGAAUGCUACUACACAUAUGCAGGUUAACGAAGCUCUGUGCGUCUUGGAGAGCUACAUCCAUGUGAUGUCAUCGUCUACAGUCUGUCCCGAAGAGUUUGGAAGUUUGAAAUGGCUGAAUCUAAAGCGAUUUCUAAUAUCACCACCAGCGUCUGCGCGUGACACAGAUCUAUUGAUAGUUUUGUUGCAGUUCAUCGUAGCUUAUAUGGACAGCGUGCCUAAGACAGAAGCAACGAUGUCGUGGAUAAAAUCAUCAUUUAUCGGUAACGAAGCGACCAUAAUAGCACUUUUAAGUAGAGACCGUCUCUAUCCCCAACAAACGUCCAGCGAUGAUAUAGAUGUCAUACAACUCAGGAUAUAUAUAGUUAAAGUUCUGCUACGGUGCAUAAUUAUGGAAGAUGGGUUGGGGGAUGGGUUUAGUGGUAGCAAGAUGGAAAGUCUUCUGAAGAUCCUUUUUGCAUGUUUGGAACGGGUUGAAUUGAAGAAUUUUCAUAUGCUAGGGUAUCUCAAGGAAUUACUAUGUUGUAUAAGAUAUGCCUUGCACUCUCAGUGUGAUCUUUCCGAGGAAGCCUUAUUAUACAGCUUAAAGAUGAUAACCAGGGUGUUAAGUGGCUGCUCAUCCAGCGCUGGAAGGAAAGGCCAGGCUUGUAGAUUGGAUGCAAUGCUCGCGUUAAUGGCUGUUUUGAAGAAGAUCAGGAUAUAUGACAUACCAGUUCAGCGAUGGGGUGAAUACUGCGAUGGUUUUUUGACCGAAUCGGUAAUAAGAUGUGUGGACGCCCAACGUCCGGAGUUGCGCGCAGCCGCUUUACAAGUUACGGCCGCGCUCGCACAUUAUACGCAACUCAUACCACAGAUAUUGCAAUAUAUCCCCGACGAGUCGUUAUGUCGCUACGCAUUGGACGUGUUCGCAAAGAAUGGCGAAGCAAACGUUGUUCGUGCGUCUGCGCUGGCUCUUCUCACGACUGUCACCUCUCGUGUCUCACCGCAUAAUCAAGUUAGUAUUGAAAUAUCUCUUACUUAG
Messenger RNA from Pieris macdunnoughi, 4080 nucleotides. The record is from the annotation of a GenBank genome assembly. NCBI's taxonomy places the organism in Eukaryota, Metazoa, Arthropoda, Insecta, Lepidoptera, Pieridae.